AUGGCUGGAUCUGGAAGUUCUGAAGUAAGAACCCCGAUCUUCUCCGGUGAGAACUACGAGUUCUGGAGGAUUAAGAUGACAACGAUUUUCAAAUCGCUUGGGCUAUGGAGUCUGGUAGAAAAGGGGAUUCCAACUCCUGAUUCGAAGAAGAAGAAAACGGCUGAAGAGGCAUCAGAAGAAGAACCUGAUGCAGAGAUGAUCGCUGUGCUCAUGAGGGACGCGAAGGCUCUGGGCAUCAUCCAAAACGCAGUUUCUGACCAGAUCUUCCCUCGGAUUGCCAACGCUGACUCAGCCAAGAUGGCGUGGAAUUUGCUUCAUGGUGAAUAUCACGGUGGUGAUCAAGUCAGGUCAGUGAAACUUCAGAAUCUCAGAAGAGAGUUUGAGUAUAUGAGAAUGCGUGAAGGUGAACAAUUAACUGCAUAUCUUACUAGGUUGAAUGAGUUGAUAAAUCAAAUAAAAACAUUUGGAGAAGUGUUAUCAAACGAGAGGCUGGUUCAAAAGGAGGUUAUUGCAAUAUUGAAGAGUCAAGAGCAGCGAAAUUACCCGUGGGAUAGGGGUAUUUUAGUCAUUUUCUUGCCCGGAAGGAAUUUGGGAAUUCCGGAUGUACCGUUGCGUAGAGCACGGCGAGAUGAAUUCGUAGACAUGUAG
Prunus armeniaca (apricot) is the source of this 648-nucleotide messenger RNA. The record is from the annotation of a GenBank genome assembly. Lineage: Eukaryota; Viridiplantae; Streptophyta; Magnoliopsida; Rosales; Rosaceae.